AUGUCCCGUCGUGGUGUUGGCCUCGGGGCCUUUGCGAACCGUACUCAAGCAACGCAGUCCUUUGCCAGCCAUGGCGCUAACUUACGCUCCACGCAUCUCGCGUCUCUCCAGACUCAGCUCUCUGUCUUCCAGUCCUUACUCCAUACCUUCGCGCUAGAACAUAGCUCCACCAUCAAAUCCAAUCCUACCUUUCGAGCCGAGUUUGCGCGCAUGUGUAAUACGAUUGGGGUCGAUCCUCUUGCUGCGAGUAACGUCAAGGGCAAGAAUGGCCGACGCGGACUUGGCGAAGGGGGUAGCUUCUGGACGCAGAUCAUGGGCGGCGAUAUGAACGACUUCUACUUUGAGGUUGCUGUCCGCGUCGUGGAACUAUGCCGGGAUACAAGGGAUGAGAACGGCGGAUUGAUCGGUGUAGAAGAGUGCCGAAAGCGAGUUCGCAAGGGGAAGGCCAUCGGAAGUGGAUUGGAGGUUUCUGAGGACGAUAUUCUUCGUGCUGUUCGAUCUCUAGAGCCUCUCGGUUCCGGCUUCUCCAUCGUCCAUGUUGGAUCCAAGCAAUAUAUUCGGUCUAUACCCAAGGAGUUGAACACUGAUCAGGCAACCGUACUUGAAGUGAUCCAAAUGCUAGGGUUUGUGAGUGUCUCAAUGCUACAACUCAACCUGAACUGGGAGAAGGCCCGAGCACAGACAGUCAUCGACGAUCUACUCGCUGAUGGCCUUGUUUGGCUCGAUGCUCAAGGUCCGGAGAAGGAGUACUGGUCACCCCAGAACCUGCUGGAUGAUAGUGGAUGA
Messenger RNA from Penicillium daleae, 786 nucleotides. RefSeq names its product ESCRT-II subunit protein SNF8. The record is from RefSeq and is a predicted model, not a curated record. NCBI's taxonomy places the organism in Eukaryota, Fungi, Ascomycota, Eurotiomycetes, Eurotiales, Aspergillaceae. The transcript is spliced from 2 exons. Gene Ontology annotation, cellular component: ESCRT II complex. The coding region runs from base 1 to 786 and encodes 261 amino acids. Gene Ontology annotation, biological process: protein transport to vacuole involved in ubiquitin-dependent protein catabolic process via the multivesicular body sorting pathway.